This is a messenger RNA of Monomorium pharaonis (pharaoh ant), 3567 nucleotides long. RefSeq names its product fanconi-associated nuclease 1. The transcript is spliced from 9 exons. Gene Ontology annotation, biological process: interstrand cross-link repair. Gene Ontology annotation, molecular function: 5'-3' exonuclease activity; flap-structured DNA binding; 5'-flap endonuclease activity. NCBI's taxonomy places the organism in Eukaryota, Metazoa, Arthropoda, Insecta, Hymenoptera, Formicidae. Gene Ontology annotation, cellular component: nucleus. The coding region runs from base 800 to 3403 and encodes 867 amino acids. The record is from RefSeq and is a predicted model, not a curated record.
ACACACACACAUAUAUGAGAGAGAGAGAGAGAGAGAAUGCGGCGCGUUAGGUCACAACUCGCUGUAUACGAUACCUCUGAGCAACUCGGCGAGCUGAAUGCAAUAUAUUAGUAAGAGCCGAAAACUCGGCUACAUCCAAAUUUUAUUUACACACAUUUGCCACAUGGCAUCGAGACGACAAAAUCCGAACAAAAUGGACUUGCCAAAAUAAAUUCCGAUUACGCUAACUAUUAUUCAAUCUUUCUUUUCUUUUUUUUAACUUACCUAACUAUUCAAAAUCAAUGUUUUAACUCUGAUAAAUUUGGAUGUGACAAAUCUUUUCUGACGAAAAAUUGUUUUUUUUCCCCGGAUAUGUAUUUUUGAAUUACAUUUACACGUUGCAAUACAUACGGGUUGAAUUACAUUACAAUAUUAGUAAGUCAAAAUUGUCUUUAAUCGCGUAGUUUCCGCGCGUAUUCGCGCUUUUUCGUUGCAUUCGCUUCUCGCCAUGCGAGAGCUGCGCGCUUGCGCGGAAGAGCCUAACCUUAGCCGGUGUAUAUCAUGGCGGUGCACGAAGUACUCGUCGAGUUGCGGUUUUUAUACAGUGGUUCCUGACGUUUAUAGUCUUUCCUCCCAGCGUGUACGUACGUCCACGACUUCUGGAAUUUGUCUUUAAGGUAUCCAAGAGAGGUCUGCUUAAGUCUCCUUUGCAGCUGCUUAUUCUGGUGAUAUGUGACACACACAUGGUAUACGUGUUUGUUGUGUUUGACGUGUCAUAGGGAUAGUUUGACAUUACCCUGAACAUUUUUUCUGUGGUACGAUGACACAAACCCGAAUAGAUCAGUUCUAUAAAAUUACAAAUAGCAGUAGUAAGUCUCAAAGUGUGAGAGACAAUAUUAAGAAGUCAUUCAAUUUCAGAAGCCCAGUGAUUAAUAAGACAAAAAGAGAAAGAGUGUUAAGCAAGAUGAGAACUUCUUUAAAUCAAAAAAGGCCAAACAAAAUGACAACUGACAAACAAAGUCCCAGUAAAAUAAUUGAGAAACAAAAAGUGGUAGAAGAUAUUUCAUUAGACAGCAAGGCAUCUUCGUCCAAUGCCAAUAACAAUCCAACAAAAAUUAUGGAAAAUCAAAUGGCAGCAUCAUCAAUUGUUACACAUACUUCUCCUAUUAGAAGUCAACCACGUACUCCCGUGUCCCAUAGUGGUGCCAAGUUUAUACCAAAGACUUCAUCCCCGAUAAAAGAUGCAUUAGACAGGUCGCCAGGGCGUGCCAAAUUAGCAUGCAGGAAAUUAUUCAAAGACAGAACAGAGGAAUUGCUGUCUAUGAUGAUAAAUAAUCUAAAUUUAGCCAAGGAGGGCGCCAUCAUUAACAAUAACAUAAAUCUGGAGAAGAUUUAUUCGAGCAAGACAUUUAACUACACAUACAAUUCUAUAGACACUACGGCUUCAAUGAGAUAUGAAAUUGACGAUGUAGUUAGGCCUACAGAUAUGUACUCGUUACAUUUUUUCCUGGUCAUUGUUACCGUAUUCUCCAAUCCAGUCAAUUGCGGGUAUUUUGAUCAGGAUGAGCUGGAUUUAGUAUUCUCGUUAAUCACUCUUCAAAAGAAUGCUCAAGCACUACUAAUACGUAUGCUCAAAAGAAAGCCCAUGUGGCACAGAAUAAGCACCAUUAAGUAUGAUAAAAUAUCCAGCGACUUGAAGCCCAUCUUCGACGAGCUUGUAUCGCGAUCUAUUUUUAAAAGUAAUACGGAAGAGGAAGACAUAUCUGUAUUAUUGAACUUGUUGCAAGCCGAUGAGAUUCGCAAGCUUUGUCAAGAAUCAAAGAUCAAUGUUAGUGGAAAAAAGGGUGGUAUACGAGCGAUUUUGACAUUCUGUCGCAAAUCGAAAUCAUUGUUUCCUGGAAUGACGACUCCUGCCACUAAAUUACGUGCGUCGGUUAACAAACGUUUAGGAGAUUGCGUAUCACUGAAUGCCAGAAUGAAAGAAUUGAUCAAUAGGAUAAUUACAUUGCUAAUACCUAAUCGAGAUCCCACUGAGACGUUAGCGGACGUAUUCCGAACGCUAUUGAAAGUUGAGACAGAUCAAAUAAAAUUUCCAAAAGCAACCCUAAGUGACUUCCCUAUCUUUGCUAAUAAGAAACAUCUGUUAGAUUAUAUUGAAGCUAAAAAUACAUUAAGUAAUGUGUUAAGUGCAAUCGAGAAUAAACAAUGGGACACUGUACGGAAUCUCGGAAUUUUAGCCGCGCAAUGUUUGCCGCCGGUCUUAGAAGUAGAAUCGGAAUGUCUUCGCGAUUCUAGUUUGCCUCAUCACAUCAGGCACUUUAUGCCAGGUUACAUGUGGCUCAAAGUUCUAUCCAAAAGUAUUGACGCAUUUAAAAAGACUGAGGAAAUGAUGCCCUUAGCGGUAAAAUUUUUACAAAUGUUAAUAGAUCAAAAUUGUCAUAUGAAACAUAGAAAAGGUCAAUGGUACCUUGAGUUAAUCAAGAUAGAAAUGUAUCACAAGAAAGAUUUGGAAGCUAGUGUCGCGUUACUAUCGAACGCGGUUAUGUACAAUAGCUUGACAGAAGUGAAUAAAUUAGACUUACUGAAUAAAGCAGAGAUAAUUGUUAAGAGAAAAUCUGGCAUUAAUAAACGUACAAAAGAAAUUGUUAAACAUAUAUUAGACAAUGUAUUCCUCAGAAUAAAACUCACAUCCCCGAAUAACACUAUAAUAAAAGGAACAUUAUCCAGAAAUACUUCACAAAGGAAAAGCAAUUGGUGCAUCAGUACCGUCACGGAUCAACAAGUGUAUGGCUCGGUGGAAAGUCUAGCAUUGUAUCGCUACAAACGCGAGGGAUACAUUAGGGGCAUACAUUGCGAGGGUGCUUUUCCUAUUACUUUAUUCGCUACAUUAUUUUGGGACGAGAUUUAUAACAUAAACGUUCCCGGCGCUUGGGUAUCAUUGUAUCAGGAAGCGCCAUUGGAUUUGUAUUCGUCGGAAUUUUACGAAAACAGGAAGGAACGAAUCGAUAUAAAGCUGCAAAUUAUUCGAAAAUUUAAUUCGGAAACGUUGAGCAGACAUUUGAAGCAUGAAUUCGAAUCAUAUUGUGAAUACACAUCUCUUAUUCAGGACAGUAUUUUCAAGGACAGUAACUAUUUCCAGGAAGUAGUAUUUUGCUUAGGAGUGGAGGGUGUUAUUGGAAUAUGCGAACGGCUUAUUUACAAUUUUUCACUCUGGAAAGCUGGUUUUCCUGAUUUAAUUGUAUGGAAUGCAAAUACAAAACAGUACAAAAUUGUGGAAGUAAAAGGUCCAAGUGAUACAUUGUCCACUAAACAAAAAUUAUGGUUAGAUUACUUGAACCGGCUUGGACUAAAUGUAGAAGUGUGCUAUUGUGAGUCAAACGCAAGUCAAGGACGUAAACGGAAGCAUGAGGAAACUGUGAUAUAAAAGUUUUCCACAAAAAAGAUUAUAUCACACCGCAUGUAUAAAAAAGAUAUAAAUAUUAUAUUUUAUACUGUUGCGAUAUUGCAAUAUCUAUAUUUAUAUUUGCAGAUUUUUUAUUUUUAAGCUGUAAAAACUUAAACUAUUUCAACUAAUUCUUUGCAUGAUAA